Molecule: messenger RNA, 1435 nt
Organism: Jatropha curcas
Lineage: Eukaryota; Viridiplantae; Streptophyta; Magnoliopsida; Malpighiales; Euphorbiaceae
Source: RefSeq, a predicted model, not a curated record
AAACUCUGAUUCCAAUGUCAAACAGACCCUUUAUCUCUAUACCUACCCUCAAGCGGCAUAGAGCUUGCCCCCCACCCACCACCCCCCGGCCACACACACUCACACACAAACACUCACACUCACACACACACACAUAUAUAUAGAUAUAUAUAAGAGAGGCCUUUUCCUUAUUUUUGGUCUAUCAAAAUUUCUGUUCUUUGAUCUAUUACUCAACAUGAUCAAACUCAGCAUUCUUUAUUUCACAAUCUUUUGCUUUCUUCUGCUGCUCCCUUCGCUUGCCCAUGGAGAAUGUACAUGUGAAGCCGAGGAUGAAGUGAUCGACAAAUCUUUGGCUCGAAAAUACAAAGUUGCAGCCAUAGCAGCUAUACUUGUGGCUGGCGCAAUCGGAGUUUGUCUUCCUAUUGCCGGAAAAUUUAUUCCAGCUUUGCGUCCCGAAAAGGACAUAUUCUUCAUAAUAAAAGCCUUCGCAGCAGGAGUAAUUUUGUCAACUGGGUUUAUUCAUGUGCUUCCUGAUGCCUUUGAAAACUUGACAUCGCCAUGUCUGGAUGAAAAUCCAUGGGGAAAAUUUCCGUUUACUGGUUUUAUUGCCAUGGUUUCUGCAAUUGGCACUUUGAUGGUGGAUGCUUUUGCUACCUCUUAUUAUAGUAAGUCUCAUCUGAAAAAUCAACAAUCCAUAAGUGCAGAUGAGGAAAAGGUUGGGGAUGGUGAGGUACAUGUUCAUACUCAUGCAAGUCAUGGCCAUUCACAUGGCAUGGUUUUGGCUGAGAAUUCUGUUACAUCAGAACUCCUUCGACAUCGAGUAAUUUCGCAGGUUUUGGAGUUGGGAAUUGUGGUCCACUCUGUAAUAAUAGGAAUUUCUUUAGGUGCUUCUGAAAAUCCAAAGACAAUAAGACCUCUAAUUGCUGCCCUAACAUUUCAUCAAUUCUUUGAAGGCAUGGGCCUUGGUGGAUGUAUUUCUCAGGCAAAAUUUAAGGCAAAGACUGUAGCAAUCAUGUCAACAUUUUUCUCACUAACAACCCCAGUUGGGAUAGCAAUUGGAAUUGCUAUAUCAAAUGGGUAUGAUGAGAAUAGCCCCAAAGCUUUAAUUGUUCAAGGAGUAUUUAACGCAGCCUCAUCUGGAAUUUUGAUAUAUAUGUCUUUGGUCGAUCUCCUUGCUGCUGAUUUUAUGAAUCCAAGAGUGCAAGCUAAUGGAAAACUUCAACUUGGAGUUAAUUUUUUUCUUCUUUUUGGAGCUGGUUGUAUGUCUCUCCUGGCCAAAUGGGCUUAAUUGUUUUUUUUUGAAACUAUCGGUAUCUACAUCCUAUUACUAGUGACCGCCUAAUCCGCCUAAUCGACUCCGAGAGCUCUUCUUACAUGUCUAGCUUAUAUUGUCAACUGAGUCACAAUCCAUAUUAAAAAAUGUAAUUUUCUCAAUUCAUUCAUUUUUUUUUUCCAA